This is a messenger RNA of Gadus chalcogrammus (walleye pollock), 572 nucleotides long. RefSeq lists its product as uncharacterized. NCBI's taxonomy places the organism in Eukaryota, Metazoa, Chordata, Actinopteri, Gadiformes, Gadidae. The transcript has 4 exons. The record is from RefSeq and is a predicted model, not a curated record. The coding region runs from base 19 to 537 and encodes 172 amino acids. Gene Ontology annotation, molecular function: ubiquitin-protein transferase activity.
AAUAAACUCGCUGUGGAAAUGGACUACUCCAUUUUGAAAGAGACCAACCGCUGUUGGCUGCUGCAUAAUCUCCUUCAGGAUGCAGUUUUUGGACGGAUUAAAGAACAGCUGAAGCAGAUCAAGCAAGGUCUGAAAGAGACCUAUGUUCUGGACUUGUUGGAGGCAAGACCUGAUGCCAUCACACAAGUGUUCCCAUCCGAGGCCGAGGCUACCUGCAGUCCCGAGGUUGUUCUAGACUUUAUUCAGUGGCCUCAGGAAGAUGAUGGCCAGGAACCAAAAAAAAUCAAAGAGUUCCUAAUGCAAUUCAUCAGCACAGUCUCCCAGGACAAGCUUAAACAGCUCGUCAAGUUCUGGGUGGGCUGGGAGAUCCCAAUGACCGAAAUGAAGGUGGAGGUGGUGGAUAGCAACCAUUAUCCAAGGGCAUCCACGUGCUUCCGCACACUCCGUCUGCCAUCACACUACCAGACCUACGAUGACUUCAGGCAAAGUCUAGAAAUGUGCCUUGGCACCAGUGAGUUUGGAUUCGGCUUAAUUUAAUGAGUCAGAAAUACUCAUUCAAGUGCUGUUGCACA